AAAUAAAAACAACGGAAAUGGCAGCCAUCGGAACCCUAGAACGAUCCGGCGAAGGGAUUAGGUUACCGUCACUGUCACUGUUUCUUACACGGUGUCAAUAGCUUCUGGUUUUGCGAAUUUCACUUUGUUUUCAGAUACGAGAAGUUUAGGACUCUUAAUUGAUUGUACAAAUCUUCAGUUCGUAUGAAACGAUUGAGUUUCCUUAACUCGUGUUUUCGGUCUAUUCGAGAAAAUUGAAGAUCAUCCAUUUCUGUAAAGCCGCGGUUAUAUCUCUCGAAGGAUAGUGAGGGAGAUGGAAGUCCUUUAGGAAAAUUCUCCCGAUUCUUGUAGAAUUCCUUUAGAAAUGAGUGGUGGCCGGCAGCGGACCCUCGGAGUUGGGGUUCAGCAUGUUUUAGACCAUCUGAAACGAAUGCAGGCUGAGAAUCCUGCUUUAUAUUAUGCAGUUCAGGGCGAUGGUGAUCAGUCUGGAGGGAAUAUAUUUUGGGCAGAUGCAACGUCUAGAAUGAAUUAUUCAUACUUUGGUGACACCGUUGUAUUGGAUACAACAUUUAGAAAAAAACAGUAUAGGGUGCCUCUUGCUGCGUUUACAGGGUUUAAUCAUCAUGGUCAGCCAGUGUUGUUUGGAUGUGCAUUGGUUCUUCAUGAGUCUGAAUCUUCAUUCAUUUGGCUCUUCCAAACUUGGCUUCAAGCAAUGUCUGGACGCCAACCAAUUUCCAUUACAACUGACCCAGAGAGGCUUAUCCAGGUUGCUGUUGCGCAGGUUCUUCCAGGUACCCGACAUCGUUUUUGCAAGUGGGCUAUAUUCAGAGAGACACUAGAGAAGUUGUCUCAUCUCUGUCAAUCUCAUCCUACUUUCGAAACUGAAUUUAGAAAAUGUGUUAAUGAGGCUGAGACAAUUGAAGAAUUUGAGUCCUGUUGGGAAUCCCUUCUGAAUAGAUAUUACAUUAUGGAUAAUGACUGGCUUCAGUUAAUGUAUAGUGCUAGACAACAGUGGGUACCCGUUUACAUGAGGGAUACUUUCUUUGGAGAACUGUCAAUAAAUGAGAGCUAUAAGAGUUUGAAUUUGUUUUUCGAUGGAUAUGUUACUGCAUCCACCACGAUACAGAUGUUGGUUAGGCAGUAUGAAAAGGCAAUGGCAAGCUGGCAUGAAAAAGAAUUAAAAGCUGAUUAUGACACAACUAACUCUAUGCCAGUUCUGAAAACACCAUCUCCAAUGGAAAAACAGGCUGCAGAUCUAUAUUCGAGGAGGAUAUUCAGAAAGUUCCAGGAGGAAUUGGUAGAAACUCUUGCCAAUCCUGCUACCAAAAUUAACGACUCAGGAACCGUUGCCACUUAUCGAGUUGCAAAAUUUGGUGAAGACCAUAAAGCACAUGCUGUCAGUUUUAAUUCAUUUGAGAUGAAAGCUAAUUGCAGCUGUCAACUGUUUGAAUACUCGGGAAUAAUUUGCAGGCAUAUAUUAGCAGUUUUUAGGGCAAAAAAUGUUCUUACACUUCCUUCCCAAUAUGUAUUGAAACGGUGGACCAGAAAUGCCAGAAAUGGAGAUGCAAUAGAUGACCAUAAUUCUGAAUUACCAAAUGAAGCUGGAGAUUCUUCGACUGUUAGGUACAAUAAGCUUCGUCAAGAAGCAAUCAAGUACGUUGAGGAAGGAGCAAAGUCAAUUCAUAUUUAUAACGCGGCGAUGGAUGCCCUAAAAGAGGCCUCUAGAAAGGUUGCAGCUGUGAAGAACCGGGGCCCUGGAGCUACUAAUGGUGAUAUUAUGGCCAAUGGAGUUGUUGGGGCUUUGAUUGCAACAGAAGAGGAUCAGACAGCAACCUAUCAAUCUGUGGAACAGAAGGAGAAGAAAAUUCGUGAGCUUUCUGCAGAGUUAGAAAGAACAAAUCAACGUUGUGAAGUGUACAGAGCAAAUCUCCUAGCUGUUCUAAGGGACAUGGAAGAGCAGAAGUUGAAGUUAUCUGUGAAGGUCCAGAAUGCGAGGCUUAGUUUGAAAGAAUGAAUGUUCACAAAAUACAAGAAACAAGCAAUUUCUCUCUUUAUGGAUGCCAUCCUCCGCCCAAGUCGAUACGAUCCGUCCAUUGCGUUCAUCUUUUUACUGGUUCUUCCUUCUAAUGACUAACAAUGGGGAAUCGACGAAUGAGCAACCGUGGUAUUGAAAGGAGCAUUCUAGUGUGUGUCAUGUAAGUACUCUCUGAAUUGUGAACGUUUCUUUGGUUUUUCCAUGGAAAUAUGCUAUAUAAACAUCCAUCUGUGUAUGCCACAAAGAGGUAGUUGGAUCUAGGAUGAACCAUCCUGAACGUCUGCCAUUAAUGGCUGCUAUCGACCUCGACUAGGAUUAUGAAGAUGAAUGCUAUCAUAUCCUAAUGACUCAAACAACUCUCGUCUUGUUUGAGUGAUUCUUGUAAAGUAAAUAGAAUGUGUAUUGUUAAACGUUCUUCAAGUUUUCAAGUAAUACCAUCUAAUAUUCAGUACUUUUUCAUUUCA
Cucurbita maxima (winter squash) is the source of this 2478-nucleotide messenger RNA. Its product is annotated as protein FAR1-RELATED SEQUENCE 9-like. The record is from RefSeq and is a predicted model, not a curated record. The coding region runs from base 344 to 1993 and encodes 549 amino acids. Lineage: Eukaryota; Viridiplantae; Streptophyta; Magnoliopsida; Cucurbitales; Cucurbitaceae. The transcript has 3 exons. Gene Ontology annotation, molecular function: zinc ion binding. Gene Ontology annotation, biological process: regulation of DNA-templated transcription.